Molecule: messenger RNA, 1469 nt
Organism: Homarus americanus (American lobster)
Lineage: Eukaryota; Metazoa; Arthropoda; Malacostraca; Decapoda; Nephropidae
Exons: 7
Coding region: 192-1469 (425 amino acids)
Cellular component (GO): membrane
Source: RefSeq, a predicted model, not a curated record
GAUAUAAUAACACUACCACAACUACCACUACUACAACUACUACCAAUCCCUUACCCACCACUAUCACCACAUCUGCUGACCCAAGAUAGUCUACUUAUUUUAGAUACAAAUUUAUCUCCAAAUCCUUAAAUAUCAAAGAAACGCCUCUUAUAUUAUUCUCAACCUCGCAUAUUCAUUAAGGCAACAUAAUCAUGAAUAUCACCACCACCACCACCACUAGCACCACCACCAUGGCUACUAACACCACCUUCGCCCCUAACACCACCACCACCAACCUCUCCUCCAUGAUCACCGAGAAUCGCAUUUCGUCGCCUCAGGAGGAAACGCGAUAUAACACCUUGAAAAUAGAGAUACGACCUUUGGACCCCUUCGAGCACUGGUCUGAAGGAGGCGAUGUAGAGGACUGGGAGGUCGUCGGCUACUCCAUUGUGAUUCCUGCUAUCUGUGGUAUCGGGAUUAUCGCCAACGCCCUCAGUCUGGUCGUCCUCCUGAAGGGCGCUGACCGUCUGAAGGAGUCGCUGUAUAUAUAUCUAAAAGCAGUGUUGUCUGCGGCGGAUCUGGUGACGGUGGUGCUGAUACUGCUAAGUGGUCUGGCCAGGGGAGUGUGGAGCAGUUCUUUCGCCUGGAAGUGUUUCGACGCCUUUGUCCACCUGCCUGUCGUAUCCAUAGCGACGCUGGUGGCCGUGACGGUGGAGAGAGUAGCCAUUAUCAGGACCCCCUUCCUCUCCCGCACCCUCUGCACCGCCUCCGUCGCCCACAAGACCUGCCUGCUGGUGCUCUUAGGCUCUGUGGUGUUCAACGUACCUUAUUGCUUCACCUUCACCGUCGCUCCUGGACACCUGGCCUAUAGUGACUUUGCUAGUUCCAGGUACUACACCGUACACAACUGGGUGCGUCUAGUAGUGUUGGGUCUUGUCCCUGCCGUCACCCUACUGCUGGGGAACCUCCUCCUCCUACACGCUCUCUGGUGCCCUCGUCGAGACUCCCUCCCUCCCAGGCCUCUCGUCUCCUGCACUCACCUCCCCUUGCAGGACCAGCGGCGCCUCUCGUGGGUGUUGGUGGGGAUGAUCUGCAGCUUCCUGGUGGGGGAGUUCCCUACCCAUGUGGCUUCAAGAGCUUCAGCUACCUCCCUUCUCUUCCCUGGCCAGCCGCAGUACCUCUACACCCAAGGCUUCAGGUCAGAGCUUCAAAUCGGGUCUUCAACUCAGGUUUCAGGAGGAGCAGUUACUCUGAGUGGUGUAGGCUUCAGAUGUAGCGGUCCUGAAAGGCAACAAGACUCAGACGAAAAUCAAGAGGACCCUUCAGGACAACCACCUUCAGGAGAAAUAGAACUUCAGGCAGAGAUCUUCAUCACUUUUACUCUCACAGAAUCUUCACUCUUUACUCACAGGAUCUUCACUUUACUCAAGGUGAUCUUCACUCUACUCACAGGAUCUUCACUUUUACCACAGGAUCUUCACUUCAAUUAG